CGUAAAGGUUUAAGCGCAACGCGCGCAUGGCGCUCGUGGAUCGCGUUUCGUUUUCGUUGUUCCGUCAGCACGAGCAACCGCAAGCAACGGCGUUGUCUUUCCUCCUUUGGAGAAAUUUAUCUACCAACACUGCUCCUAAGACAGCCGCGUAGCCAAAUUCGUUAAUAAUUCAACAACAAAAAAAGUUUUCUUGCAUCAGCACAGCACGGUUUGCUGUGAGCAUCUUCUGUCGUGCGCGCACAUGGUGAAUCGUGCAUUGUAUGACAACGUCCAUCUUAUAUUUUAAAGACGCAUCUUACAUUUCAGGUUCCACGUGAGUGAACCGCACGUCAAAGUGGCUUCAGGCGAGGUGACGGCAUACAAAGCGUAGACCGUGGACAGACGCGGCUGCUCCGGCCAAGACCUCUCCGACAUUCCCACCGACUACACAGAACACUUGUAGGUGUUGCCGGAUCGGCAGAUGCGAAGUAGCAAGCUGGCAGCAAGAUGAAUCCAGAUGUUGAAGAACGGAAUAUCAUCAAAUUUGACCCACCUGUUUCGGUGCAGCGAUACAUGGAAGUUUGCAAGAUCCUAUCACAGGACACCACAAUUGAAAAGGUGGUUGAUUUUGGUUGCUCAACAGGGCAGUUCUUCAGGCAUCUGAAGGAAAUCCAACACAUUAGAAAAUUUGCUGGUGUGGACCUCAGCUACGGCUGCUUAGAGGAUGCUUACCGGGCAGCCCGACCUCUAGCCUGGGAAUGCAUAUACAGGCGAGCCCAACCAUUGGAUGUGCAGUUGUUUAAAGGAAACAUCUCGAUCAAAGAUCCAAGACUCUAUGCCUUUGAUGGUGUCACUUGUAUUGAGCUUAUAGAGCACUUAAACGAGAGUGAUUUAAGGAAAAUGCCUGACACCAUAUUUGGUUUCAUUCAGCCAAAGAUAGCUGUGAUCACCACGCCCAACCGAGACUUCAAUGUGGUCUUUCCAGAGUUGCAAGGAAUGAGGCACUGGGAUCACAAGUUUGAAUGGAGCAGAACUGAAUUUGAAGAGUGGUGCUCACAAGUGCUAAAAUGCUACCCUAACUACAUGGUUCACUACAGUGGUGUUGGAGAUGCACCAUCUCAGAAGUACCAAGGUGUUGGCCACUGCUCCCAGAUUGCAACAUUCAGGAGGACCUGCCAAGCCAUUAACAGGUCCGAACUGCCUUCACUGGCUUAUGAACUUGUGUUUGAGACUAGUCAUCCUAGUGGGGAUGGCUGAUGGCAUGCCGGCAUACGCACUACCAGAACAAUUCUGACGCCUCUUCCAUCGCUUUAUCAUCUUGGCUUAUGUUGCAUGAGAAGACGGCAUAGGAUCACAUCUCUGAAAAGGUCAUUGACAGGAACACUGGUGUGGCUUGUUUCUGCAUAGUGACACGAGUGUGACAUAAGUGUGGGUAAAGCAUUAUUUGUUAUGAGUGACUUCAUGUCUGUAAGUACUCUUAAAUAUUUUUUGUUGAAAAUUGUUCCUGUUAAAUUUUUAUAAAAUUUGAAGCAGUUCCUGUUUCAAGAUUAAAUCUAUGUUGAUCUGGC
Messenger RNA from Dermacentor silvarum, 1547 nucleotides. Its product is annotated as small RNA 2'-O-methyltransferase. Gene Ontology annotation, cellular component: cytoplasm; nucleus. The transcript has 3 exons. Gene Ontology annotation, biological process: RNA methylation; piRNA processing; siRNA processing. Gene Ontology annotation, molecular function: RNA methyltransferase activity; O-methyltransferase activity. Lineage: Eukaryota; Metazoa; Arthropoda; Arachnida; Ixodida; Ixodidae. The record is from RefSeq and is a predicted model, not a curated record. The coding region runs from base 487 to 1236 and encodes 249 amino acids.